AUGAACAGUAAACUGUUUUUGUCAAUCACCGUCCUCUCCUUCUUACUUAUUUUGGAGUCAUGUUCUGCAACAGCAAAGAAAGGAAACGAAGGGUUUAAGAUGAUGUACCCAAUUUUUCGGUUCUAUUUUCCACCGUCAAAUGCAUAUAUAACUGGCGCCAAUAAUUCUAAUGAAUUGGUUGUUCAGGAACGCAAUCCCUUCCGUCUCAAUGUGGAAUGGGAGUGGAUAUCGAAGUCGAGACAUGGUGGGCUGUUUCUAAGGAACUUAGAUACUCAAGAGUACCUAUGUUUCGACAAAAUAGGAAAGCCUGUUGUUCAGAAAGAAUUAAAUUUUAAUGGCUGCCUUCUGGUUGUAUCUAUGGCACCUUUAAAAAUGUUUGGCGGCAAGAAAGUCUCUUAUCCCAAAGGUGUGGGUCCUGUGUAUCCACCACCUUGGCCAGUUCUAAUUAGACCGGCCAGAGCAAAGCAGAGGGUGUGGCGUCUCGGUUUUUGCUCCAAUGGGCAUCCCUUCAUCAAUGGUACCCCAGCGAAGGGUGCAUGUCCCGUUUGGAUACUUCCGCGGUGGUGGAGCAUUUUAAUUAUGUGCCCUGUCAUUCCAGACCGCUGUUGGACAGCUGCGUGUAUGUCAACGUCACUGACUUACGGUAAGCGACUUCGAUGUCCCCAGGAGUGCCUUAAUCAAAUUCACUGCCUCGAUGCGAUGAAGACAAACAGUGCACUCUCUAACUUGUUGCCUGAAUCAGGCAAAUAA
Molecule: messenger RNA, 750 nt
Organism: Rodentolepis nana
Lineage: Eukaryota; Metazoa; Platyhelminthes; Cestoda; Cyclophyllidea; Hymenolepididae
Source: the annotation of a GenBank genome assembly